This is a messenger RNA of Neospora caninum, 1500 nucleotides long. RefSeq lists its product as hypothetical. The record is from RefSeq and is a predicted model, not a curated record. NCBI's taxonomy places the organism in Eukaryota, Apicomplexa, Conoidasida, Eucoccidiorida, Sarcocystidae. The coding region runs from base 1 to 1500 and encodes 499 amino acids. The transcript has 5 exons.
AUGGCGAAGGAAGAGAAGAGGGGCGGCGUCGGUGAGGACGAGGCUGUCCUCGCCACUGCACAGGACGAGGCCGAAGACCAAGAAGAAAUGGAGAGGCAACGAAACCUCCAAGUCACUGCAGACUACACACUCAUUUCCAGAGGAUUGGUCCAGAUGAGCCACGUCCAGUUGGAGGCCUCGCGCGCCCCCGAGGAGCUGCCGGCGCCCGACGUCGGCGACUGGGUAGAGUCAAAGGCAGCCCACCAAGACGCGCAGAUCUUCAGAGCAAAAGUCGUCGAGAGACGACGCUGUCCCGAGAACAUUUGGGUGUUUCGCCUCCGGUCGCCCGACAUGGCCUCGACUUACAUCGAACCCUUAAAGCAUGUGCGCAAGGACAGCGUCUGGUCGCUGGCGCGUGAGAUGGACCUCGCGGGAGGGCGCAAGGCGCGGCGCGUCUCUCAGCAGCCCCGGCGGCCGAGCACCGUGCCGUCGAGCGGGCGAAGUCAGUCGACAGGAUCUGCAUCUCCGCGUGCGUCGUCGGGAACGCCUCUUCAGCAGUCUUCCGCGCCAUCUCUCGCUCCGUCGCCGGAAGGUUCCCUGCACUCCUCGGGUGGCCCUUCUGACUCUCUCUCUGUCUCCGUACUUCCGGGUUCUUCCACGGAAGAGAAGCUUCUCUCGUCUUCUCUGCCUUCUCCCUCCACGUCUUCUGUCUCGGCGCCGUCUGCGGCUUCGGUUUCUGCCUUCGAGGGCGAAGAGCGAAGAAGAAAGACGACGGGCGACGGGGCGGACAGGCGCACGCCGAUGUCUCAGAGCGGCGAGGUGUUUAUUCUUCCGGGCGAGAAGAAAGUCGCGUCUCUUCGUCAACUGGAGACAAACGUCUCGCCUUCCUUGUCGUUCCCGCGUAGGUCUUUGCCUGCGUACCACCAUCUCGAGAAGAUUCUGAUGCGCACCAAGCUCUCGUUCCCUUCAUCCGUCCGACCGUCCUUCGCCACUCCCUCCCCUCGCGCGCACUCUCCAGUGUCUUCUCUCUCCCUCUCCGCGCCGGGUCGCGCGGCUGCCGGCAGACUCAGCGGCUCAGCGGUGUCUCACGACGCCUUCCUGGACGGUGGCGAGAACGUCGACAGGAGCAACGCUCCCGGUCUUCAAGCGACGCCGCUCGCGGCCAGCCCUCCUCGUGACGCGCAGGGAAAACUCCACGGUCGAGAGGAAAGCGACGCGAAUGCCUUGGCGUCAGUCCGUUCCCAGAAGAAAUUUCGCCCCUCUGAGGGCGACGCACCGCCGGCGCGAAGACGUUCGUUGCCGCUUUCUGAAGACGAACUGGAGAGUGGCCGCACAGGCGUUUCGGAAGUGGAAGAGACGCAGGCGACGCCCGAAACGACAGCGAAGACGCGGAAAGCAGAGCUCGGAGGCCGCGGUCCGCUGUCCCCAGUGUCGUCGCCCGCCACGCGGAAGGCGCCGCGGCCUCUCAGUGCGCUGGUCCGCGUCGGAGGGUCGAAUGGAAGCAGCCAACCAGAACCUUGA